Messenger RNA from Chinchilla lanigera (long-tailed chinchilla), 8600 nucleotides. RefSeq names its product Crm, cramped-like (Drosophila) (gene Cramp1). The coding region runs from base 1119 to 4955 and encodes 1278 amino acids. The transcript is spliced from 21 exons. Gene Ontology annotation, molecular function: chromatin binding. Gene Ontology annotation, biological process: pattern specification process. The record is from RefSeq and is a predicted model, not a curated record. Gene Ontology annotation, cellular component: nucleus. NCBI's taxonomy places the organism in Eukaryota, Metazoa, Chordata, Mammalia, Rodentia, Chinchillidae.
CAGGGUGCGCGGACCUCGGUUCCGUGGGCGGGCGGGCAGCAGUCAGUCUCUUUGGGAGUUGUAAGCUCUCCACCCGAGACAGGACAAAGGGUGUGGGGCCAGAUCGGGACCCGCCGAACCGGCGCCUCCCACCGUCAGGAAGUGACGGGGCUCGGUGCGGACUCCGGCGCUCGUCGAGCAGACCUUGUGGCUGGGGGCUCUGCUUGCUGCUGGGGCACGACUGGCCGUGGGGUGGACUUUACUACUCAGAAGCCAAGGAGAGGCCUUGGAGGAUUUAGGACUUGAGCUAGGGAAAUGGGGAUGGCUUAAUAAGUGAAGAGUGAGAAGUCCUGUGCCAUGGAGCCCUUUGGUCUGGUUGUGUGUUUUGGAUAGUUAUGUUCUGUGGCAGGGUUUUAUAAAACCAGCGUGUUAAAAAUCAGUUCUAACAGCGAAAAACCGCUGCACACCAUUUUGUGGCAGACGCAUCAGUGGUGAUGUUCCUUUGAGUUUUGCCCACGUUCCCGUUUUUCUGAGCAGCCCUUGACCGCGCUGCUGCGUUUAGGCUUCAGUGUUCUGCGUCCAUCUCCUUUUCCUUUUCAAUGGAACGCUCCUCUUCACAGGGUGUGGUAAACUUAGUGUCCAGUUUCAUUGAGAAAUGGAAUGUUUCUCGUUUUUUGCACUGUUCUGACUGUGCUUGACGUGUCGGUAUGCCCCUAAUCCUUAGUUUAUCUUGGGUGGCUGUGCCUUCUGGGCUCCCAACAUUUUUGGCCAUCACAUGUAAUGCGACAGUGGGCAGCAGUUAAUGCAACAGUUUUGUUGUUACCAAAAGUGUUUACACAAUUUGUUUUUUCCCUUUGUUGUAACUGGACCAGGACAAAACUGCUGUCACUUUCCUGGGUAUCCCCAACCUGUUCCACGCAACGACCUCCAUUGUUGCACUGGUGUUUGGUCGGUAAAUCCCCACAACAGCGCUCAUACCCCUCCCCAGGAAAAGACCCCCGGUUAACGGUGCCUCCCACUGUAGGGCAGCCCCGGGGCAGACAGCGCCGUGGCCGUGGGUGGUGGAGCCCUCGCGCAGGGUAGCGGGCGCGCCCUGGUCCUGCGGGCGGGCUGGGCUCUGAGGGCCGUUGCUGGGCAGGAUGACAGUGAAGUUGGGGGACGCCGGCAGCGGGGAGGAAGGGCUCAAGAAGCUGGGCAAGAGAUCAGCCGAUGAGGAGUCCCUGGAAGGAGAGGGGGCCGGCGGCGCGGACGCUGCCGAGGACGGCAGCGGCACAAAGAGGGAUGACCCGACCUCUCGGGCCGACGGCGCCCCCGCGGCCCCCGGAGGGCCACAGGCGCCAUCCCCACCGCAGGGCAGUCCCCAGGACCAGCACCACUUUCUCAGGUCCAGUGUGCGGCCACAGAGCAAGAGGCCCAGAAAGGACGCGCCCUGCGUGGUGGGCAGCGCUGGCCCCAGCAACUCUGGACCCAGAGUAAAAGGAGCCGACGGUGGUGGGUCAUCGUCUGGAAACGUGUCUGGGGUUGCCUCUGCUGGAGGCUCACGCUCUUCGUCCCGGAACAUUGGGUCUUCAGGGGCUGAGAAGGAAGAAGGCAAAAAGGUCCGGCGGCAGUGGGAGUCAUGGAGCACGGAGGACAAAAACACUUUCUUCGAGGGACUGUAUGAGCAUGGGAAAGACUUUGAAGCAAUUCAGAACAACAUUGCUCUGAAGUACAAGAAGAAGGGCAAGCCUGCAAGCAUGGUGAAGAACAAAGAGCAGGUCCGGCACUUCUACUACCGCACCUGGCACAAGAUCACCAAGUACAUUGACUUUGACAAUGUGUUUUCACGAGGGCUGAAGAAGUCAUCCCAGGAGCUAUAUGGCCUCAUCUGCUAUGGUGAACUGCGCAAGAAGAUUGGGGGUUGUAUGGAUGACAAGAAUGCAACGAAGUUGAAUGAGCUCAUUCAAGUUGGGGCUACCACAGUACGUUACAAAGGGAGAAACCUCCGAAUCAAAGCCCCCAUGUGCCGGGCCCUGAAGAAGCUUUGCGAUCCUGAUGGCCUGAGUGAUGAAGAGGACCAGAAGCCAGUGCGCCUGCCCUUGAAAGUCCCUGUAGAGCUACAACCACGAAACAACCAUGCCUGGGCCCGAGUGCAGAGCCUUGCCCAGAACCCACGCCUCAGGAUGAUUGUGGAGCUGCAUAGAAAGGUCUCCAGCCUCAUCGAGUUCUUGAAGCAGAAGUGGGCACUCCAUGAAGUGCGAAUUAGGAAGACCCUCGAAGAGGGGCAGCUACAGGGCAUGAACCCUGCACAGAUGCAAGAGAAGGUUACGCUGCACCUAUUCCCAGGCGAGAACUGCACAUUGACCCCGCUGCCUGGUGUGGCUCGGGUGGUGCACUCCAAGGCCUUCUGCACAGUGCACUGGCAGGAGGGUGGCCGCUGCAAGCAGAGUGCCAAGGACACCCAUUCGCUGCCCCCAGCCCAAAUCCUGGGUAUCCAGAGUGGGCAAGGCACAGCCCGGGGCCAGGUGAAGUGCCCAAGGGGCAGCACUGAGGGCAGGGGUGGGGGGCGGCCUCCUCCCACCACCGAUACUUCACAGAGCUCUGGGGAGAGUUCCCCUGAGAGUGCCCCUGGGGAGGGAGCCAUCCCUAGUCUGAGCAGCCCGGAUGCUCCUGACAGGCCUCCUUCAGGGCACCAGGACUCUCUGCUGCAUCUUGAGAAGACCCCUGCAGUGCCUCCUACAGAGGGUGGGGAUGGUUCUGCUCAAGAACCAGGGUCCCUGCUGUGUGCCUGCAGCCAGCUCCCAGACCUGGAGGACGAGCUGUCACUCCUCGACCCUUUGCCCCGCUACCUGAAGUCCUGUCAGGACCUCAUUGUCCCUGAGCAGUGCCGCUGUGCGGAUGCUCGGCCCAGGAGUGAGCAGCCCCCUGUGGGCAGGGCUGCUUCCCCAGAGACUCUUGCCCCCAGUAACAAAGAGGCUGCCAACCUUCCUGUCUCUGGCCCAGACCCACAGUCUGGCCCUGCCUCUGGCCCUGGACUCCUGCUGGAUGUUUGCACAAAAGAGCCAGCAGACACACCUGCAGAGGAGCCCCAAGAGAAAGGGAGCCCCUCAGAGCCUCCGCUGCCUCAGGGACAGUCUACUUCCAGGCCCCCAAAGGAAGUCCCUGCCAGCCGGUUGGCCCAGCAGCUUCGUGAGGAGGGCUGGAGCCUGCAGACCUCUGAAAGCCUUACGCUGGCCGAAGUCUACCUCAUGAUGGGCAAGCCAAGCAAGUUACAGCUGGAAUAUGACUGGCUGGCUGUGUUGGGCCCUGAGGGCCAAGCCCCUGGAGGGCAGAGCCAGGCCACCCGCCCUGGCUCCCCACCUACCACCCUCCAUGAACAGCGCCUGCUGAGCUGCCUGCUGAAGCUCAUCUCAACAGAAGUCAACCCCAAGCUGGCUCCAGAAACAAAUGCCUCAGUGAGGCCUGCCCAGGAGGAACAGUCAGUGACUCCCCCAGGGAAAGUGGUAACCAUCAGCUCCCGGAGCCCUCGCUGUCCUCGAAACCAGUCUGCCCUUCGCAGCAGCAAGACCUUCCCACCGAGUUCCACAUCUUGCACCCCAGGUUUAAGAAAUCCCCCAAGGCUCUUGGUGGCUGGCCCCUCCAGCACAGGAAGCAGUGAUUCAGAUGGUGGCCUCUUUGCCGUCCCUACAACUUUGCCUCCAAACAGCCGACAUGGAAAACUCUUCUCACCCAGUAAAGAAGCUGAGCUGACUUUCCGGCAGCACCUGAACUCAAUUAGUAUGCAGUCAGACUUCUUCUUGCCAAAGCCCAGAAAACUGCGGAACCGGCAUCUGCGGAAGCCAUUGGUGGUCCAGAGAACACUGCUCCCUAGACCAUCUGAAAACCAGUCCCACAAUGUGUGUUCCUUCUCCAUCCUGUCUAACUCUCCCAUAGCUGGGAGAGGCUCGUUCCGGCCCAUCCAGUCUUCUCUGACCAAAGCAGCCCUGUCUCGGCCAAUCGUUCCCAAGGUCCUUCCAUCCCAGGCCACAAGUCACCUGGCCAGUGCAAUUGACCUAGCAGCUCAAAGUGCUGGCAUUAUCCCUGGAAGCCCCUUACCAGUCUUGGAGACUGAGAGCUUAUCUGGCAUCUCUCCACUGUCCUCAGAUGAGGUGACAGCUACCGUCUCAAGUCAGGACUCCACUGGAUCCCACCAGAAUGGAGACCCUGUCCCUACCAUGGGGGGUACAGGCGACGCAUUCAUCAAUGUUCCCCCAAGGCCGGAGCAGGAGCCAGUGGCAGACAGUUUCCAGGGUUCAUCUGUUCUCUCUUUGUCUGAGCUGCCCAAAACUCCUCUCCAGAACGGUCUCUGCACACCUUUAUCCUCAUCAGAGGGCUCCAGCACCCGGCUCUCCCCACCUAAUGUUUCUGCACUGCUGGACAUCUCUCUACCUGGUCCACCUGAGGAUGUGCUCUCACAGGGAGAGCCUGCAACACAGAUCAGCGACUCCAUCAUCGAGAUUGCAAUUAGUUCUGGCCAGUUUGGUGAAGGAGUCCCUCUUUCUCCAGCAAAGCUCAAUGGCAGCGACAGUUCCAAGAGCCUUCCCUCCCCGUCCAGCAGUCCCCAGCCCAACUGGAUUGCCUCUCCCACCCACGACCCCCAGUGGUACCCCAGUGACUCCACGGACUCCUCACUUAGCAGCUUGUUUGCCAGCUUCAUCUCUCCAGAGAAGAGCCGAAAGAUGCUCCCAACUCCCAUUGGAUCUAACAGUGGCACUUCAUUGCUUGGCCCCAGCUUGUUGGAUGGAAAUUCACGGGACUCUUUUGUGUCCAGAUCCUUGGCUGAUGUUGCAGAGGUGGUGGAUUCUCAGCUGGCAUGCAUGAUGAAUGAGAACAGCAUUGAUUAUAUAUCUCGGUUCAAUGACCUGGCCCAAGAGUUGUCCAUCACCGAGCCUGGCCGCCGAGAGGCUCUGUUUGAUAGUAGUGGAGGCGGCCCUCCUGCUGGGGACCUCUCACAGUGACCGUGCCUUGUAGGGAGGGUACCCUGAAGGCUGUAGAGAAGGCUUAGUGUGCUGGCUGUCCUCACCUGUGGCAGAUGAAAUCCUCUUCUCUUUAGAGGAAGAAGGCAAGCCCAAAAUCCCCAGAAGACUGUUUUUGGACCCCAGGGUGCAGCAUCCAAGAACAGCCAUCCCAAAGCCCCAUCCCAGCAAGCAGGGACCAUAGUGAACUGAGCCAGGAUGACCUCUGAGAAGGGCCAAUAUCAGGAACUGCUCCAUUCUUUGUCCUCCUGGGAUCUGUCCUGGGGUCUGCUUGGCUAUCCUACAUUGCCUUCACUGUGGUGUUGAGCACCCUAGCAGGUGAGAGAAGGGGUGCGCCCUGUCCUAGUUGUUCCAUCCUGGGAGUUGUAAUCUGAGGGAUUCCAGGCUGUUGUUUUCUGAUACGCUUUUGUCCCACUUGGCUAUUAUCUUACAAUGUUGAGGGGGACAGUGGGUAUAGCCUGGGCUCCUGUGUGGCAGUGUCCACACCCUGAGAUUGUAAACAGUUUGAUACCCUGGUCAUGGCCCAGAGAAGGGUCACAGGGCAGUAUAAUCAGUGCCAUCUCCCCAGAAUACUGCUUCUUGCUUAGUGCUUUUCCCAGCAGUUUUGUUCUAACUGACAUAACAGGAAGGGGAAAGGAAAUCAUGUCUCAUGCAGGUUGCAUGGAUAUUUUCUAGGAUCCUACUAAGAUUGUUGAAAUUUUUUUUUUUUUUUUAAGAAUUAGGAGAUAUACUCAAGGAAGAGCAGAAUCCUCUGUUUUCCUCCCUGGGUCCCUAUGCAGGUUCAUCCUAGGUGAUCCAUUUUUUUCUCUCUACUGGGCUCAACCCAAAGCAGUAAUAUGACUACAGACAAGACUUUCCUCAUACCUUCUUUAGCCUCUUAUGUGUUACUGCGUGGCAUCUGAGACAGAUCUGCCUCUGUAUGGAAGGUUUUGUCUUCAGAGCUUUCUUCCUUUUGCUGAUGUUGGCAUAAGGUAUCCCUCACACAUUCAAUUAGUCCCUCACACAUGCCUUUGCCUCCACACCUCAAGGAACUUAGUGAGGAUUCAGAUGUUCAGGUGUAGUCAGAGUUCACCAAUUGAUGGAUUCUGAUGACUCCCACCUGGAACCCCUUGGUGGCCAGUUAUAACUGAAGGUGGUCCAUGGUCCAGCAUCCAUUCUUUUCCUAGAAGGGCCCAAUGUGGGCUCUGUUUUCUCCUCAGCCUCAGGAGGUCUAAAUGCAGAAAUCACCAGUCAUAUCUCAUGUGGCAGUGGUGUGGGCAGAUGAUGUCCAUGUGCCCUCUCACCUGUUCACUCACUAUCCCACAGUCACAAUUGUCAUUUCUAGCCCAUUGAACCUGCCACCUCCUCUGUUCCACCUCCUCUACUCUCCCUUCCCUUACUUGCAUGGUCCCCCUUAAACCCAGACCCCACCCCACUGCCUUCUGUCUCCAUCUGUAGUGAAGAAGGGAGCCAGUGUACAAGGAGGAGGAAAGGUGACUGGUAUGGACCCUCUCCAUCCUGUCAUCUCAUUGCCCCCAGUCUAGACUACAAGCAUUAGUAGAGGAAAUAGAGCAACAGUUCUAGAAAGCAGCUUUCUUCUUUUGCCUCACACAUUCCUCCUGGUGCUUCUCUCUUCCAAAUCUUUAUUUUCCUCCUUUUUUGCAGUACUAGGGAUUGAACACAGGGCCUUCACUCAGCUAUUUUCACAGCCAUUUCAUUUCAUAGACAGAGUCUCACUAAGUUGCCCAGGAUGGGCUUGAAUUUGUGAUCCUCCUAUCAGCCUCCCAGAGUGCUGGGAUUACAGGCACGUACCAUCAUGCUCUGCUACUCCUCCAAACCUUGAAAGUCAGUGCUACAACUCCCUUACACUCCGCAGUCCCUAAGCUCUGAAAGAAUAAGAACAGGAACAUGACACUACUUUAUUAGGAGAUAGCUGUGUUUAAACUAGAGUAUUUUAUAUUUUAUGCCUAAUGUCAGCUUUCUGGUGUUAGUACCACAUUGAGCUGAAAAUCACCACAUCUCUCUGGUCUGCCAUAGGUUAGGAUGCCAAGCUGAGCUGGGGCCACUGCUAGCUUCCUUACAAUUUCAGUCUAGGGCCUAAGAUGUUUUGAUUGUGACCAGUGUCCACUAUGGUGGGCAGUCCCACUCCCAAGCUGCUGCCCAUCAGGCACCCAUUAUCCUAUGAUCUUUAUACAAAGAGCAAAACUGGAGAUCAGGAACAGCUCUUACAGGCUAUUUGGCAGGACCACCCACCCUGAAGACUGAACUUGGGAGCUGCCAGCUACAGCUGUUGUCACUUAGUGGCAGGCAGGUGAGGAAAGGAAGUAAACUAACCAACUGUCCUGUGGUCACUCUGAUGGAUUUCAGAGAGUUUUGCAGUUUCUCUAGCAGCCAGACAGGUAUUGUCAUUUGCUUGCUAUGUUGAGGGGAAAAUGCUGUAAUGUGUAGCAGAGAAAACAGUAGGUGUCUUUUUCUCCCAGCUUAAGUGAAUAUUUAUUUAUAAAAUAGGCAGCUGUUAAAGGAUGGAAUUUUCAAAAGACCCAGUAGGAGAAGCUUUCCAGGUUAAACUCCUCUGCCAUGCCAGCAGAGCUGUGAUAAUAGUCCAAUGUGAACUACUGAUGUCCUUUGUGGAUUUGAGCACGUAUAAUUGAGACAAGAUCAAUUUCUUAGAAAAAUCUUUCCCCAAUCUCUGUUUCUGGAAUCUUUUUGUGAAUUCAUCUUUUCUAAAGAUUGAGACCUAUUAUCUCUCCUGUCAGAGAAGUUGGUGUUUAGCCUUCCUUAAUGUUAAUACAGAGUAAUGAGCAUCCCAUCCUCAAGACCCAGAGUUAUGUUGGAAGUUCAUUUUUCCAUAUCCUGUAGGGUAGAGUACUGGUCAAGGAGUGGGUAUCCUUGGGGACAUCUCACCAAUCUGUCAAGCCUGAUUUUCUACACCUCCAAGGUCUUAGUUUUGGACUCCUGUUCUUCUUCAUUCUGUAUGGUGAUCUCACUGCUGGAAGAGGUUCUUUUCAACUUAUUAGCAUCUGUAAUUACACUAUUAAGUCCAAAUUUACCCUGCAGGAGCUGGAAACAAGUGAGGAGGGAAACAGUUAAAUCUCCUUUUUAAACAUUGAGGUCUCUUGGAUUUAUUUGUGAGGCAAUACAGCACUUUCUCUUAAGGAGAAAAAAAAAAUUUUUUUUUAAAAAAUGGAAGAAACCCACAGUACGCCUUUCUGAGCUUUCAGAACUCUUCCAGUCUCCCAGUAACUUGUUGGUCCUGUGAGGUCAGUCCAGUCUUGAAAGCACUACACCAACCCACCCCUGCACUGUCAGAUGGGAUUCCUGGUUGUAGCCUGCGGUGUGGGCCGCAGAACUCAGUGCUGUUUGCUUUAAUAAUCGUUAAGCCAUAUCAUCUAAGGUUUCUGGCUUGUUUGAGAUGUGAAUUUGUUUUAUAGAUUAUAAAUAUACAGUGUAUGUAAAAAGCAGAAUGCCUGUCCUUCCUGAUUAUUUUUUGUACCAUAUUGUAAAUUAUAUUAUUUAUUCUUUACCAAUUUUGGGAAUAAAAGGUGUUUUGGUUAUUUAAUAUAAAAGCCGGUAAACUUCUGUGUAAAUUUCCAGUUCAACUUGUAAAUGUUUUUAUUGUGCAUAAAUACAUACUAAUACUUGAUUUAA